AUGACAAAAUCAAAUUUGUUUCAUGUAACAUUGUUAGUUCUCCUCUUCCUCUUCUCUAGUGUUCUUGAAGCCACCGAGAAGAACCGCAUGCACCAACUUCAAGAUUUUAUGCGGUCAGAAAGUUCGCCUCUGCGAGUCACUGGACGUCGGCGAAUCCCACCCUCUGGUCCUAGUCACAAAGAACCAUGGCCUCCAGUCCGAACCAAGGCCAACAUAAAUUUGUGGUCACCAUCACAACGUCUGGUUUUUGGAAUGCUACCUAAGAACGUUCCGAUUCCACCAUCGGGACCUAGCAGAAAAGAAACCCCUUGGGCGCCAACACCACCAAAUAAUAUGUUCUAA
Microthlaspi erraticum is the source of this 342-nucleotide messenger RNA. The record is from the annotation of a GenBank genome assembly. NCBI's taxonomy places the organism in Eukaryota, Viridiplantae, Streptophyta, Magnoliopsida, Brassicales, Brassicaceae.